CCCUGAGGUGACGUCUUCUCCGCGGCCGCGCGACGACUCCCCCCCUCCCGGCGAGUCCAGCGGGUGGGCCGCGGCGGAUAUUGUGUAUUUGUUACAGAAAAAGUUUUCUUCAAAUAUGGAUGGGGUAUCUUCGGUGGCUACUGAAGAAAGAGACAAUAUGGAGAGAUCUGUUAGAAGACGUCAUUCCUCAAUUUUGAAACCCCCAAGGAGUCCUCUUCAGGAUAUCAGAAGUGGGAAUGAAAUAGUUCAGGAAUCCAAUACUUUGAGAAAUAGGAAAAGCUCUCGCCGAGUCAGCUUUGCAGAUACUAUAAAGGUAUUCCAGACAGAGUGUCCUAUGAAAACAGUGAGAAAGUCAGAAAUUGCAGAUACAGAAGCGGGAGAAAAUGUUCCACUUAUACAGAAUACAAAUUCAGAUGACAAAUAUUGUGAGAUUACUGGUAUGAACACAUUGCUUUGCGCUCCCAUUCAGACUCAAAUGCAACAAAGACAGUUUUCAAUUAUAGAGCCCAACUAUGACAACAAACAUGGAAAUGACCAGACAAUCACCUUUUCCAAUGAAAAUCAGAUGGAUUUGACAGCAAGUCACACUGUGAUGAUAACCAAAGGCCUUUUAGAUUGUACCAAAAGUCAAAAUUCUACCAAGAUAGAUACUGCAUCCUUCCUGGCUAACAUAAAGUGUCACAAUGAGAAUUUGAGAAUGAAAAAAGAAUUAAAAAUUCCCAUGGAUCAACACCCCACUCCCGAAAAAAAAAUAAAUUGCAAUGAUUUGAUACAAAGAUUGAAAACACGAAAAUCCAGUGCUUAUCUUACAGGCCCUGACAAAGAAAAUUUUGAAAUACCUAUUUAUUCCAAACAAUCAAGUAGUGCCUCUUCUACAUAUCAAAUGCAAGCAUUUCUCAAUGUAAAUGAGAAUAGUAGUAAUAUUACUAGAAUCUUCAGAGAACAAGACGAUGGGAUGAAUUUCACCCAAUGCCUUACAACCGAUAUUCAUAUUCCCCCAUCUGGUGAGGACAACUUAGUGGAAUUCAAGGGUGACAUUACAACUUAUGACAAUGACUGUAUGGACUUGACAGCUAACCAUACCCUGCAGGUUUUACCUUUAGCAAAUAAUUUAUCCAAGACAGAAAAUCAAACUUGUAAGAUCUCCAAGGCUGUUGAAGCAGUUGGUGGAACUGAAGCUCCAGAAAAGACAACAGUCUCUAAGAGUAAACAAAAUGCUGCUUUACAAGAUCCUUUCUUAAACCCUGAACAUAGAACACAUUGUAGUUACAUUAUAGAAUCAGAGACUCCCACAGUCACAGGGACUUCUAAUCAAGAUGCCAGAGCAACAGCUGGUAACUCAGAAUCUGUGUGUUUUAGUCCAGCUGCUCACGGUUAUAAGACCUUAUUUUAUUCUAGUUGUGAUGAUGCCAUGGACCUGACCAAGUGUCUCUCAAGUAUGAGAGAGGAGAAAAGUUUGCUGAAGCCCGAUGGUAAUUUUUCUAAAGGACAUUCCAAUCCUGAUUCCAGCCCUGUUCUUACUGAGAAAACCUUUUAUUCAGGAGAGGAUAGUAUGGACAUUACCAAGAGUCACACAGUUGCAAUAGAUAACCAGCUUUUUAAGCAAGAUCAGACAAAUGUGCCAAUUGUAUCUGCACCACUAUCUGAAGAAGCAAUGAUUCUCCAAAAUCAUGUGACUGUGGCAGAAGGUGGGGAAAGGAAUGUAAAUUGUCAUUCACUUCCUCAAGUGUCCAGGGCAAGAUUACAACAGAGCCUGACAAAUUCUCUAUCUCUUCACUCGACUGACAAAAAGACUCACCUCUUAGAAGAUGAAGAUAUGGAUUUGACUCAAAGUCACACAAGUAACUUAAGUCAGGCUCCUCUUGCACCUUACAUUCUAGCAUCAGAGAAUAUCACUAAAUCUUAUUCUUGUAGCAAAAGUCCUCCAGAUAAAUGGGGGAAAAUGUUCAAAAAUCAUAUCAAACCAUCCCAACAACCAAAACUGAUACCUGAAAAUAUUUUAACUGAUACUCAGGGGAAAGAAAAACAUCAGAUUUUGAAGGUUUCACCUUAUCUUGAUAAUGAUUUUUUCAUGUCAGCUAAUAAUGUAGCCUACUCUGAUAUAGGUCUUGAUAAACAAGUAGCACUAAGAAAUAAUGGAAAUACAGUUUCAAGGGAACCAUCUUUAUUUUCUACCAGAAAGUCAUUCUUGUCAUCUGAUUGUCCAUCAGGACAAUCUGCCUUGAAAAAUAAUACUGAUGUGAAUAGUCAUAUAGCAAAGUCUGUACCAGGCCAGAGUUCUAAAGUACCUGAGUCACUGAGGAGAGAUUUAGAUGACCCCGCACAGGUCUCUUCUCAUGACCAGGUGAUUAUUUGUUCAGAGGAGGAGCAAACUAUGGAUCUAACCAAGAGCCAUGCUGUUGUCAUUAAAUUUGGUCCUUCUGAAGUACAAGACCUUAAUAAGAAUAAUUUAGAACAGAGCACCAUCCAAGUCAAAACAGUAAACAGACCAAUAGCUGUAAAAGGAGAAAACUGUGGUAAAAGUCCUAUGGAAAAAACUGGGAAAUUUGUACCUAAUAAUGUCUUUGGUGUAUUAGAGGACAAAAGUAUACAGAAACCUGAAUUUCUGAUGGAAAAGCAAAAUGCCAAAGUUUGUGGAAGGAAAAGUGUUAGUGGACUAAAAAUGGAUAAGACUGUUAUAUUUUCAGAUGGUGAUGAAAAUGAUAUGGAGAUCACCAAGAGUUGUACAGUAGAUAUAAACCAUAGGUCUUUAUUAGACAAAGGUGAUGCCAAUCGGAUGCCUGUGGAAGGAACUUCUAAAACUAUUUUGUAUGCUUGUGAGCAGGGUGAAAUGGAAAUCACUACAAGUUACACUGUUGCCUUAGAAUGUGAAAGGGUCUCAUCAAAUGAAAGAAUUAUUAGACCUGUGGAAAAGACUACAAUGUUUGUAGAUAAUCACGAUGAGCUAGAAAUGACAAAGUCCCACACUGUUUUCAUUAACUACCCUGCAGAGAAAACUUUACCUCCAGACAGACCUAAGUUUGAACUGCCCAAAAGGAAAAGUCUGAGAAUUGCAGAAGUGACAUCUCUUGCUGAAGAGAAUGCUUUAUGUUCAGAAAAUGGUGACAGCAACCAUCCAGCAUCAAAAGGUAGGCAGGUAACUGUCCCAGAGGAGUGCUCUAGUUACCAUCCUAGAGGGGAAUGUGAGACAUUAAUAGCUGAUGAUAACAUGCAAGUGCCUAAAUUAACCAGUUGGAAACAUGUGAAAGAUGUACAAAAGCCUGGAUUUCCAAAUGAACUUCUGUCAGGCAAACCUCAGAGAAGAAAAAGCCUGAGGUUACAAAAUGACAAGACCAUUGCCUUUUCAGAGAACGAUAAAAAUGAUAUGGAUAUCACCCGCAGUUCUAGGGUAGAAAUAAAUGACAAAGGUACCUUGGAAGAUAAAGAGGACUCUAACUGGAUGCCUUUGACAGGAGCUUCUAAAACUGUUUUAUAUGCAUGUGGGCAAGAUGACAUGGAGAUAACUAGAAGUCACACCACUGCCUCUGAAUGCCAAACUCUCCCACCAGAAGAAGUAACUGCUAAGCCAGUGGACAAAACAAUAAUGUUCAUAGAUAAUCUCAAUGAUCUGAAAGUUACCAAGUCCCAUGCUGUUUUCAUUGACUGUCAAGCCACGGAGAAAACGCUUCCAGAAUACCCUACAUUUGGAAUAGCAAGAGAAGGAAACAGUACUGAAGAUAAUAGCUGCAUUCAAGAAAUCACUAAAAAACAAGCACUGUCUGUAGGAAGUGAAAUUGUUUUUCACCCUGCACAAAAGCAUCAGAUGACAACCCUUAUUCCUCCUAAUACAUUGUGUAGGGAUCAAAGUAAGGUGGAAUUGAUCAAGUUCCAUAGAACUGAUACAAAUGAGGUGGUCAUGGGGAAAGUUGCAGACCAGGCCUACAUAGUGAAAGGAGCCCAAGCUGAAAGCUGCCGUAUAGAUAGUACAGACAGAAAAAAUGUGGAUUUUACAAGCAGUCAUGGAGUUGUUAUUUGUGGAUCCAGUGAUAAUUGGAAACAAAGUCUGAAAAAUUUGCAUGGGAAAACGGAAGGAGUUUCAGAUCUCCAAACUGUUCAAUUGCCACCUACUCCAGAACAAGUACUUGAAUUAGGAAAUACAGGGUUCAAUAAUAAGAGUGUACUGCAAACUAAGGAAAUAAAUAACAUUGUCUCCAAUGAUGCUAGUGAUAAUAAAGAUGAAGAAAACAAGAACUCUCAUAGUGGAUCUGAAAGUAUGUCUAUACCAUUAAAUACAGCUGGUAAAGAUAAAAUGAGGAGAUAUUCUUUGGGAAUCUUUUUGCCCAGAUUGCCAAACAAGAGAAAUGGUAGUGUCACGGGUAUUGAUGAGACUGAGCAGAUUCCAGCAGAUUCAACUGAUUUAAACCACUUAGAAAUUCUUCCAGUCUCUAACAAGGAUUUGGGCACAGGAUCUGUUGUACCUAAAAUGAACUUAAGUCCAUCUCAGUAUAUAAAUGAGGAAAAUCUCCCUGGUGAGAUUAAUUCCUCAGGCUCUAUUAGCACAGAAACUGAAGAAAAUAUUUUGAUUGAAACUGACCAAAAAGCAACUGACAACAAAAUGGAGGAAACCUGUAUUAGCCACAAAAGAACAUGGGUACAAGAAGGAGAUGCUGUUUCAACUGAGAAAAAAAUCAGAAAACAUGACUUUCAGCUUGGUGAUACUAUUCAGGGCCAUGAGAUUUUUGACCCCAAUACUGAAGAGGAUAUAGAUAAACAUGUUAACAGUGUAUUGGCAAAAAGCCCAAGCAGGACCCCAUCUAGCUGCAGCAGCUCUCUGGAUUCAGUCAAGGCUGAUGGGACCUCUCUGGACUUCAGCACAAACCGCAAUAGUCAAAUGGAAUCACAAUUUCUCAGUGACACUAUUUGUGAAGAGAACUUGAGGGAGAAACUCAAAGAUGGGAGCAUUACAAUAAGAGAGUUCUUCAUACUUCUUCAGGUCCACAUUGUGAUACAGAAGCCCCGGCAGAGCAAUCUCCCAGCCAAAUUUACUACAGACAUAUCACCUACUCCAGAAGACCUGAUGUUAAGACAAUAUGUGUAUGGACCCAAGAUACAGAUUUAUAGAGAAGACUGUGAGGUUCUUCGCCAAAAGAUUGAAGCAUUAAAGAUUUCUGCAUUGAACCAAGAUAAACUAUUGACUGAUGUAAACAGGAACUUGUGGGAAAAAAUGAGAAACUGCUCUGAUGAAGAGCUGAAGGCCUUUGGAAUUUACCUUAACAAAAUAAAGUCUCGUUCAACCAAGAUGACAAAAGUCUUCACUCACCAAGGAAAGGUGGCUCUGUACAACAAGCUGGUGCAGUCGGCUCAGAAUGAGAGAGAAAAGCUUCAGAUAAGGAUAAAUGAGAUGGACAACAUAUUGAAGAAGAUCAGUAACUGUCUCGCUGAAGUGGAAAUAGAAACUAAGGAUUUGGAAAAUGAAGAGAAAGAUAAUCCUGUGGACGAAUGGAAUUCUCAAAUGAAAGCUGCAGAGAAUGAACUCAAACAGCUGAAAUCAGAAGAGGAAGAACUUGAAAGAAAGGUAUUAGAAGUAGAGGUACAGAAAAAGCAGACCCUUGCCCAAAUAGACUUUAUGCAAAAGCAAAUAAAUAGAACUGAAGAACUACUGGAUCAGUUGAGUUUAUCUGAGUGGAAUAUUAUUGAGUGGAAUGACACUCAAGCUGUAUUCACCUUUGUUUAUGACACCAUACAACUCACCAUCACCUUUGGAGAACCUGUAGCUGGUAUUCCUUUCCUGGACCAGGCCAACAGGAAGAUUGUUGAGGUCGAUUUUCAGUCUCUGUUAGAUGAGGAUAAAGCUCCCCCUUCCUCCCUUUUAGUUCAUAAGCUCAUUUUUCAGUAUAUUGAGGAACAAGAAUCCUGGAAGAAGAAAUGCAUAACCCAGCAUCAAAUACCCCAGAUGCUUCAUGAACUCUCACUGGUUGUGAACCAUUGCCGACUCCUUGGGGAGGAGAUUGAAUUUUUAAAGAGAUGGGGACCAAAUUACAACCUAAUGUACAUAGAUGUGAAGCAUUCUGAAUUGAAGCUUUUGUUCUCCAGCUCUGUAGCAUUUGCAAAGUUUGAGUUAACUUUGUCAGUCUCAGCAUAUUAUCCUUUGGUUCCAUUACCUUUCACCGUUCAAAAUCACCUUGGAAACAUUGGACAUGAUGAAAUUGCUACUAUUAUGUCUAAAGUGCCAUUAGAAGACAACUAUCUGAAGAAUAUAGUCAAGCAGAUUUACCAAGAUCUACUUCAGGACUGUCAUUUCUCCUGCUAGACCCACAGGCCACUGCUGGAAAAAAAUGUCCUUAGCCAGAUAUGGUAGCACAUGUCUGUAAUCCCAGCACUCAAGAGACAGGAAGAACAUGAAUUUGAGGUCCGCCUAUGCUACACAGUGAGUCUGAGGCCAGCCUGAGUUACAUAGUGAGACCCUGUCUCUAAACCCAAGCAAACAAAACAAAAAACCAUAAUGAUAUUAUGUCACGAGCUGCGUUACUGGUUUAUAUUUGUCUUUAUGUCAUAGAAGACUAGUAAAAUUCCUCCUGAUGAUGUUAUAGUUAAUCUGCAUGGUUUUUAUAUCUGUAGUUAGUAAAGAUAAAAAGCCUCAAAUAGCUUGCUAUCAACUUGCUUAUUUUUCUACCUAAGAUUACAUAGUGUGACACAUAGAGAAAAUUUCCAUUAACUAAAGUGGUGUUCUCUUUUUCAGAGGUAUUACUAUUGACAAAGAGAUGAGCCCUUUCCACAAACUUAGAGAUAGGAGGUUUAGGGAGCCUGGCUUCUGCCUAGCAGAUAUUUUGGAGUUGAAACAUCUGGCAUUUACCUCCAGUGGUAGCACACAGGCAAUCAGUAGCCUGAACAGGGAGGACCACUUGAGCCCAUGAGUUCAAGACCAGGAUGGACAACAUAGUUUGUGCAACACAAAUGAGAAUAUGUCUAUCUGUAAACUACUAAUCAUUUUUCUACAUUUGAGAAAUGCUAAGAGAAAGCAAUAAUACUCUGCUACUGGAAUGGUGCCUUUCCUUGAGGGCUUUGCUGUUUGAUCUGUAGUGUGUAUUAAUGUUUUCUUAAUCAGUUCAGUUUUCCAGGGAAAGCUGAUUUGGGCCCAUUACAUACAUGUAAAUAUGUUCAGGUUUUUGUGUCUGUGAUAUAUAAUAAGGAGAUAAUAGCCUUCUAGAAGCAUGAGCAGUUUGCAUUUUUCUAAAGGAUGCUUGCUUCAUAGCGAGAUUCUCAACCUUUUAUUAAAUAAUGACAUCCCAAACAGCUUCACACUCAAAACAGUGGUUUCUGACAGUGAAGAAAAGCUGACUCUACUGAUUGAUUGGUUCCUGAAGCCACAUCUUUUCUCACACUAAACCAAGUAGAUCUGUGAGCAGUAUUACUUCUGAGGCAGACAAAUAUAAAAGAACUUUUGCCCAACUUUAGUCAAAUCUUAAUCAUGAUAAUCAUGAUAAUCUUUUAUAUUCUAAAUUAAAUAGAUUUACAUUCUAGGCUAAUUUGUCUUAAAUUUUUGCUUUUUACUUUAGGAUCAGGUUAAAGUUAUAUUAGUCCCAUGAAUGUUGUCUUCCCUCCUUACUAGUUUUACUUCUCAGCUAUGUAGCGAAAGAUCAAAUCAGCUUUUAGUUUCAUAAGUCAACACAAAACUCCCUAACAUAAAAAUCACGACUAAGAUGAUGUUCCUUAAAACUUAAACUCCAUAAACACUUUUUAAAAGUUGUAUGGUCUGUUUUCCAUGAAACUUAAGUUAGCUUUCUUACUGGAUUUAUUUUUACAUCUAAAAAUUAGGUUUUGUUUUAUUAUUUAUACUGCUCAAAGAGUGAUUUGGUUUAUGAUGUGAUCAUCUCUGUUCUCUUGGGUUCAGACUAUGUAAUUGUAAUGUUUAUAUAGGUAUUUGUGUUUUCCUUUGUUCAAAGUGUUUGACAUUUUCGUAAAUUUUUGUAUGUUUUUCAUGGAUUGGAAAGGAGAUUGUUUUUUGCAUUAGUAAAGUUUAUUACUUGAAAUCUUUUAUAAGUAAUGUUUCUUUAUUAAGAGUAUUUUAGAUCCGGGCACUGGUGGCUCACACCUGUAAUCCUAGCUACUAAAGAGGCUGUGAUC
Molecule: messenger RNA, 8103 nt
Organism: Dipodomys spectabilis (banner-tailed kangaroo rat)
Lineage: Eukaryota; Metazoa; Chordata; Mammalia; Rodentia; Heteromyidae
Gene: Knl1
Product: kinetochore scaffold 1
Exons: 26
Coding region: 116-6289 (2057 amino acids)
Biological process (GO): protein localization to kinetochore; cell division; attachment of spindle microtubules to kinetochore
Cellular component (GO): nucleus
Source: RefSeq, a predicted model, not a curated record